This is a messenger RNA of Coregonus clupeaformis (lake whitefish), 3322 nucleotides long. Its product is annotated as myosin-10-like. Gene Ontology annotation, molecular function: structural molecule activity. The record is from RefSeq and is a predicted model, not a curated record. NCBI's taxonomy places the organism in Eukaryota, Metazoa, Chordata, Actinopteri, Salmoniformes, Salmonidae.
CACGCUUAAUCCAACUGUAUAAAAAGCUCGAGGACACAAAAGGAGUUAUUUUACCUGUCGCCUCCAACUCGGAAGAACGCACUUUAACCUCCCAGGACGCAUCGCCAGACUAUCUCUCGCCAUGUCCAUUGUAGCCAGUCGCAGUAGUAGCCGUAGCUACAGCUCACGUAGCGGUGUCGGUUCGAGUGGCCUCAGUUCUACCGGUGGGAUGCUGUUUUCCAACGGUUUGGGAGGCGGUAGGUCCCGUAUGAGCGUGUCAUCUCUUGGGAGCAGUCGCGCGCCGAGUGUAUAUGGAGGUGCCGGGGGAUACGGCACCCGUAUCUCUCAAUCCUCUUUCUCUAUGGACGGGCCAGGCCAGAUCACUUUCAGCGCCAACGAGAAGCAUACCAUGCAGAAUCUGAACGACCGUUUGGCCACCUACCUGGAAAAGGUGCGCUCUCUAGAGGCAGCCAAUAGUAAGUUGGAGCUGCAGAUCAAAGAGUUCUACGAGAUGAGAUCACCGACUCACAAGAAGGACCUCAGUGGGUUCUAUGCCACCAUCGCAGACAUCCGCAACAAGAUCCAUGCCAGGUCUGUGGAGAACUCUCAGAUUAUCCUGCGGGUGGAUAAUGCCAGACUUGCAGCUGAUGACUUUAAGAUGAAGUUAGAGAAGGAGGCUAACAUGCGUAUGACAACGGAAGGGGAUGUGGCUCGUCUGAGAGGAGUCCUAGACAGCUUUACACAUGCCAGAGGAGACCUGGAGAUGCAGAUUGAGGGGCUGAAGGAGGAGCUGGUCUACCUCAGGAAGAACCAUGAGGAGGAGAUGCAUUUGAUGCGGACUGGAGCAGUUGGUGCUGUGAAUGUGGAGAUGGACUGUGCUUCCUCAGUGGACAUGAGCAAGGUGCUGGAGGAGAUGAGGACCCAGUAUGAGGGCAUGGUGGCGAAGAACCAGAGAGAUGCUGCCGAGUGGUUCAAGAGCAAGGUGGAGGUGCUUCAGAACCAGAUCACCACCAGCACCACAGAGGUGAAGACCUCUCAGUCUCAGGUGACCGACCUGAAGAGGACCUUCCAGAGCCUGGAGAUUGAACUGCAUGGCCUGCUCACUCAGAAGGGGUACCUGGAGCAGAGCGUCACUGAUAUAAAUGGUCGCUAUGGCUCCCAGCUGAGCCAGCUGCAGGUUCAUAUCAACAGCAUGGAGGAGGAGCUUCAGCAGCUCAACGUCAGCAUCCAGCAGCAGGCCUCCGAGUACCAGAUCCUCCUGGACAUCAAGAUGAGGCUGGAGAUGGAGAUCGCUGAGUACAGGAGGCUGCUAGAUGGAGAGGGACUCAGUAGGCAUGUAGAGACCCGACAGGAGGUCAGGAAAGUGAUCGUGGUUGAGAAGGUCCAGGAAGUACAACAAGUCCAGGAAGUGGUGGAAGAGUACAACCCACACAUGCAGAAGCGUGUGAGGGUGAUCGUGGAGGAGAUGGUGGAUGGGAAGGUGGUGUCCACCUCAGUUGAUGAGAAGGUCCAGGAUAAAGCUCGAGGACACAAAAGGGGUUAUUUUACCUGUCGCCUCCAACUCGGAAGAACGCACUUUAACCUCCCAGGACGCAUCGCCAGACUAUCUCUCGCCAUGUCCAUUGUAGCCAGUCGCAGUAGUAGCCGUAGCUACAGCUCACGUAGCGGUGUCGGUUCGAGUGGCCUCAGUUCUACCGGUGGGAUUCAGUUUUCCAACGGUUUGGGAAGCGGUAGGUACCGUAUGAGCGUGUCAUCUCUUGGGAGCAGUCGCGCGCCGAGUGUAUACGGAGGUGCGGGGGGAUACGGCACCCGUAUCUCUCAAUCCUCUUUCUCUAUGGACGGGCCAGGCCAGAUCACUAUCAGCGCCAACGAGAAGCAUACCAUGCAGAAUCUGAACGACCGUUUGGCCACCUACCUGGAAAAGGUAAGGAAGAGUGACGGGGAUUUGGAGCUGCAGAUCAAAGAGUUCUACGAGAUGAGAUCACCGACUCACAAGAAGGACCUCAGUGGGUUCUAUGCCACCAUCGCAGACAUCCGCAACAAGAUCCAUGCCAGGUCUGUGGAGAACUCUCAGAUGAUCCUGCGGGUGGAUAAUGCCAGACUUGCAGCUGAUGACUUCAAGAUGAAGUUAGAGAAGGAGGCUAACAUGCGUAUGACAACGGAAGGGGAUGUGGCUCGUCUGAGAGGAGUCCUAGACAGCUUUACACAUGCCAGAGGAGACCUGGAGAUGCAGAUUGAGGGGCUGAAGGAGGAGCUGGUCUACCUCAGGAAGAACCAUGAGGAGGAGAUGCAUUUGAUGCGGACGGAGCAGUGUGGUGCUGUGAAUGUGGAGAUGGACUGUGCUUCCUCAGUGGACAUGAGCAAGGUGCUGGAGGAGAUGAGGACCCAGUAUGAGGGCAUGGUGGCGAAGAACCAGAGAGAUGCUGCCGAGUGGUUCAAGAGCAAGGUGGAGGUGCUUCAGAACCAGAUCACCACCAGCACCACAGAGGUGAAGACCUCUCAGUCUCAGGUGACCGACCUGAAGAGGACCUUCCAGAGCCUGGAGAUUGAACUGCAUGGCCUGCUCACUCAGAAGGGGUACCUGGAGCAGAGCGUCACUGAUAUAAAUGGUCGCUAUGGCUCCCAGCUGAGCCAGCUGCAGGUUCAUAUCAACAGCAUGGAGGAGGAGCUUCAGCAGCUCAACGUCAGCAUCCAGCAGCAGGCCUCCGAGUACCAGAUCCUCCUGGACAUCAAGAUGAGGCUGGAGAUGGAGAUCGCUGAGUACAGGAGGCUGCUAGAUGGAGAGGGACUCAGUAGGCAUGUAGAGACCCGACAGGAGGUCAGGAAAGUGAUCGUGGUUGAGAAGGUCCAGGAAGUACAACAAGUCCAGGAAGUGGUGGAAGAGUACAACCCACACAUGCAGAAGCGUGUGAGGGUGAUCGUGGAGGAGAUGGUGGAUGGGAAGGUGGUGUCCACCUCAGUUGAUGAGAAGGUCCAGGAUAUAAACUGAGAAGGCCAGAUAGUUCCGGGAUCUGGUGAAGUGGUAAUGGACCACACAUACCCCUGCAAACGGGGGUUCAAGCCUCGUCUCUAUAUAUAUGUCAUGGUUGCAUACUGUAAUAUUUCCCUUCUGACAGGAUUGCAUCAGCUGAAUGAUAACUGAUGUAAUUUACUCAUGUUACCUUAUAACUCUUAUAUGGCUCUAUCAUAUAGCAAAUUGAAUAUUAUUUAUAGAAUGUGUUUUUCCCGUUGUUCCAUUCGUUGCCACCAGGUGGCAUUUCUCUCAUUUAAACAUCUUUGGCCAGCCCAAUUAAAAGUGGAAACAGAUUAUUACAGUUACAUAAGUGACAUCAGGGAAAAUAUU